Sphaeroforma arctica JP610 is the source of this 2404-nucleotide messenger RNA. RefSeq lists its product as hypothetical. The record is from RefSeq and is a predicted model, not a curated record. The coding region runs from base 437 to 2404 and encodes 655 amino acids. Lineage: Eukaryota; Ichthyosporea; Ichthyophonida. Gene Ontology annotation, biological process: regulation of DNA repair. Gene Ontology annotation, molecular function: single-stranded DNA binding. The transcript is spliced from 13 exons. Gene Ontology annotation, cellular component: replication fork.
GCUAUGUAUUCAACUAUAGUCAGCAUUCAAUUUGAUUACAUAUAAAUAUAUGUAUUUAUAAUAAUUUAUAAUGUUUGAUAGUAGGCUAUGUAUAUAAUCGUAUUAUAGAAUCAGACAUACAUACAUAGCCUACUACUACAAGAAUGGCAUAUCUGUGUUGUAUUGUAUUUUAUAAAAAUAAAUGAAGGUAGUCAAAUCGCGCUAAAAAUAUUACAUGUCUGUACACCCUUUCCAACUGAACUCAAGGCAAGAGCUGAACACAGCCAUAUUGGUGGCACGAGUGUCGACAACAAGCGAGUAUGAACGCCAACGGGAAAUUUGGUUGUUGAUCCAAAGUGCACCACUGAGUGUAUAAGGGGCAGGCACCAAGUAACCUGCAACCAGAUACCGGCUUGGCUUCGUUAUCCACGGUUCAAAGUCAAGUAAGAACUGCAGCAUGGACUCAGAUCCAAAUCUGGAUCUAGAUCUAGAUCUAGAGUUGACACCUGAUGACGUACCGACUCCGGAUGCGAUUGGCCUGUGCUUGCAACUCUGUGAGGAGGAAAUCACAAAAGAGCGCUGCUUACCAAUAAAUGUUGUUGUUGCCGACGUCAGGCGUUAUGUCAGGGAUCCGCUGGUCAAAAAGGCUGUCACGGCGCAGUUUGAUGAUGACAACGCAGACAUGUUCGACGUGGUGUUUUGCGAGCCGGAAUCUGAUCCAAAUAUUUGGAUGAAAGCUGUACUGCCACCUAGUGCCUACGAAGACGUCUACAAGGCAAGGAUACGCACCGGAACACUCAUACGAAUAGAUAGAGUGAAGCUGUAUUUGAAGCAGCACAAGAACAGCACAGCGGCCAGCAACGUCAUCAUCAUUCAGGACAUGCGUGUGCUACGGCAGGAUUGCGAUGUAGGGCUGGACGAGGACAGGAUGGAUGAGCCAACGCGCACGCGACUAUACACACCUCUUCUCGAAACGCGGUUAUACUACAUCGCAAUGCACAACAGCACGGACGUGUUGGCGCGUGAUCCCAAGUGGAAAUCUGAGCUGGACGUAGAGCGGCCGAAGACAAUUCAGGUCAGCAAUUUGGACGACAUUCUACAAAAUGGUGUCAAAAAGAAGCUGACGAUCUAUGGACGCGUGGUUGCUAAACAACGACUCAUGCAACAUGCCACCAUGGAUGCCAAACACCUGGCACCCAUACGAGGCAGCUUCACCAUUGCGGGCAUAAGUAGUUCGAGCAAUGCGGAAGGCUCGACUAGCACCAAGAUGCGUGUAGUCUUGUGGGAUGUGGCAGCAAUGAAGCACUACAAUGGGGUGCAACUGGGGAGUGUAGUGUCCAUAGACGGCUACCGUUUGAAGCCGUUCUGGAGUGCUUCCAAAAAUGAGGACGAGGAUGAUCUGUGUGGCAUGGAAGUCAGUGUCAAUUCGUCAACGCCGACGGGCCAUGUCCGCGUCGUUGCGCCUAAUCCGGCGAGCAAGAAUAUCACCAAAUUUCUCAAGCGUUUUCCCACACAAAAGUACCAUUUCGGCUGGCCUAGAGACACUCCGAGGCCGAUCUAUGCUAAUUGUGAUCUGAUAGGUGUACUCCUGUACGUCGGGCGACCGCUCGUGACUGUCAGCAGAGAUACCCACAAUGUCUUGAAACCGAGCCAGAUCCAGAUGCGGGAGAACAAAAUAUUCGAGUACAAAGAUACUGUCGAUGGUAUAGACCCACCCGCACCACAGGACGAUGGGCUGCAGUCUAUAAAUAGAACUACCAACGGUUCCACUGCCCAUACGGCAGACGGAACAACUGAGGGUACUAGUACAAGAACACCCGCAGGAGAUGGACCUGUCCAUCUGUCUGAGGGUAUUGAGCGGCUGAAUGAGAGUGAUGAGAUCGGCUCACAGUCUUCUGAGUCGGACUACGACUCUGAGGCCGAGCGCGUGGUGCCCGUAGGCACAAAGAACAACCAAUCUGUGCGUGAUGGAGAGGGUGGUGGGGGUGGCAUUGAUAGACACACCCACACACACAGCAAAACAACGCAGAACAAGGACUCAGCGGAGACACGGGAUGGCACGGGCGUGCAGCCAGGUGGAGCGGAGACGGAUGGCUGUAAGCGACUGAGAAGGUCAAGUAGGCAACUUAAUUGGAAUGAGAACGAGGAUGUCAAGCAGAUCAGUCCGAAUGGGAGACGCAGAAACAGAUCAGAGGGCGAAAGCCCGCAUAGGAGCACGCACACAGGCAUCAACAUCCGAAAGCGUACAAAACAGGCAGACCAUCACAGCCACAAGGAUGGGCAUUCAAAGCAUGCACAGCAGGCGCCAGACCUCGCAGAUAUAUUCACUACGCGCGAGGGACGGGCUGUACGGCGGUGGGCUGAGACUGAUGCAGCUAAGCAGUACGUAGGCCCGUACUCUGCGGUGGCUGCCCGAGUGUUUUGA